Daphnia carinata is the source of this 769-nucleotide messenger RNA. RefSeq lists its product as uncharacterized. NCBI's taxonomy places the organism in Eukaryota, Metazoa, Arthropoda, Branchiopoda, Diplostraca, Daphniidae. The record is from RefSeq and is a predicted model, not a curated record. The coding region runs from base 54 to 695 and encodes 213 amino acids. The transcript has 4 exons.
UUAACCACGGCCGGAUGUAAACAAUUUUUGUUUCUUACCAAGAAAAAUAAUAAAUGGCUUUUUAUUUACUAAACGUAUUGAUUUUUAUAAUCGCUUACCUGUCGUUUGUUCGCCCUGCUGCAGUUCACGACAAUAUCGCACUAGCGUGGCCCCAAGCGUCUAAGACGACGACGGUAGUCACGACAACCACCAAAUCAACUUCCCUCGCUUGUGCCACAUUAGUUGAACCUUUAGCCACAACUGCGUGCAAUCGUAAAAAGCAAUUGUGGGGCGUGUUUUACACGCUCGUUCACGAUGACACUGAACAAUUUCAUCCGGUCAACCCAACUCACGUUUUUAAAGUCGAACCGUCCGUUCUACCUGAAAAUUACAUAAUGUUUCCUAUUGGCGUUCAAUCGUCAUUGAAUGGCGAUCCAAUCGAAUCAGCCAUGCGCAUUGCUGAUCCUUUCCUAUUUUCAAGUUUUAUCUCAUCCCUAUUCUCUAAUCUAUUUCCAGGCCCCAGCGCCACUGCGUACACUAGCACAGUAACCAGCACCGUAUUCACGGCCACGUCCACUUACACCCUAUCGGCAGUGUCGUGUGUACCGGUCGAUUUGAUCACCUGUCCGUCCACACCUGACGCUGCAAUCAUCGAUGUAACCGAGAAUCCCAUUACUGAAGAUCCUGUAACCGAUGUCCUUAUAACUUUGAUAUAAAUUUUUAAAUUUUGCUUUAUUGAAAAUUUAAUUGCUUCUUUUUCUACAUUUAAAAUAAACAUUCGUUUAAUUUC